AUGAAAGCAUCAGUUCUCUUCGUCUGGCUCACCACCACGCUGGGUGGUAGCCUGGCUGCUGCCGUCGUCAAGGAUAUUGCCAAAGACGUACCCCCGGCGCACAAGGAGUUUGUACUUUUCAAGAGCUCAAACAUGGCCGGCGCAGACAAGCUCGCCAACGGAGUCGGCUUCCACUCCUUCCGAGUUCCCGCGGUUGUGACGACAUCGACGGGUCGAGUCCUUGCCUUUGCCGAGGGCCGGCGCCACGACAACCGCGACCUCGGCGACGUCAAGGUCGUCAUGAAGCGCACCAAGACGGUCAACAGCCAUGGCUCCAACCCCAGCGACUGGGAAAGCCUGCAGGUAGUCACAAAGGACGACGGCGUCUGGGGCAAUCCCACGCCUGUCGUCGACGGCCCGACCAUCUACCUAUUCCUCAGCUGGAACAAUGCCAAGUACAGCAGAGACGGCGAGGACAGGCUCCCCAACGGCAAGAAGACCAAGAAGGUGGACGGCAGCUGGAAGUCCCGGCGACACACCUACCUGACGCAGAGCACCGACGACGGCCAGACGUGGUCGGAGCCCAGGGAGAUGACCAGGCAGCUCACGCCGGGCGGCCGGGGCUGGGACGUUGUCGGCCCCGGCAACGGAAUCGUCCUGACGUCGGGGGAAGUCGUGGUCCCCGCCAUGGGACGAAACAUUGUCGGAAAGGGCACGCCGGGCCAGCGGACGUGGUCGUACAAGAGGCUCAAGGGGGCCGGGGCCGAAGGGACGAUUGUGCAGACGCCCGACGGCAAGCUGUACCGCAACGACCGCGCCGGAAAGGACGAGGAGUACCGAAAGAUUGCCCGCGGGACCCUGGCCAAGUUUGGCUCCUUCACGCUCGACAAGGGCCUCCCCGACCCCGACUGUGCGGGCGCGACGCUCCUCUUCAACCGCGCCGACGACAAGGGCCCGGCCCGCGUCGUGUUCCUCAACUCGGCGGACAAGAAUACCCGGCGAGCCAUGCGUGUUCGAAUCAGCUACGACAAGAAUGCCAAGGAGUACAGCCACGGCCGCAAGUUGAGCGACGCGCCCGUCUCCGGGGCCGGAAACGAGGGCGGAUACGCGAGCUUGACCAAGACGGCCGACUCGGAGAUUGGUGCCCUGGUUGAGACGGACUUUGACCAGACUGGAGGCUCGAAGGAUGAUUACCACGCCAUUAUCUGGAGAAAGUUUAACUUGAGCUGGGUCCUGCACGGGCCCAAGAAGUAA
This is a messenger RNA of Metarhizium acridum CQMa 102, 1233 nucleotides long. RefSeq lists its product as uncharacterized. The record is from RefSeq and is a predicted model, not a curated record. Gene Ontology annotation, cellular component: cytoplasm; membrane; intracellular membrane-bounded organelle. NCBI's taxonomy places the organism in Eukaryota, Fungi, Ascomycota, Sordariomycetes, Hypocreales, Clavicipitaceae. Gene Ontology annotation, biological process: ganglioside catabolic process; oligosaccharide catabolic process. Gene Ontology annotation, molecular function: exo-alpha-sialidase activity.